Chelmon rostratus (copperband butterflyfish) is the source of this 2257-nucleotide messenger RNA. It is a transcript of the gene mus81, whose product is annotated as MUS81 structure-specific endonuclease subunit. The coding region runs from base 320 to 2107 and encodes 595 amino acids. The record is from RefSeq and is a predicted model, not a curated record. Gene Ontology annotation, biological process: mitotic intra-S DNA damage checkpoint signaling; resolution of meiotic recombination intermediates; DNA catabolic process. Gene Ontology annotation, cellular component: Holliday junction resolvase complex; nucleus. The transcript is spliced from 16 exons. NCBI's taxonomy places the organism in Eukaryota, Metazoa, Chordata, Actinopteri, Chaetodontiformes, Chaetodontidae. Gene Ontology annotation, molecular function: crossover junction DNA endonuclease activity; 3'-flap endonuclease activity; DNA binding.
GGCGCGAGUGGCUGUGGCAAAUUAACGAGUAAAAGAUAAAGCGCAUUUCUAGGCACAGACACGACGUUUCUUUCUGUUUCUCUGCCAAAUCUCCUUUUCAUGUUGCUUGUUACUUUGAAAAUUGGUGGCGUGUCGGCGACAACUUUCAAAGUGCUAAUUAGCGUCCGCUAACGUUAGCUUAUGUUAGCCAAAGCUGUAGAUGUUAUCUGUUGUCUAGCGUUACGUAAGCUAGUUAUCUUCUUUCAUGGUAAUGUGGUAGGUGGAAGUCGCCACACGUUAUUUUAGCAGUCUACCGUGUCGUCUCUCUGCUGUCAGAGGGAUGCCCGCUUCGGAGCCGGUCCGGUUGGGUCGGAAACGCGCCCUGCCCUCCUGCCCGAACCCGCUGUUCCUCAAGUGGCUCACCGAGCUGCGGGACCAGGCGACAGAGAAGGGACUGAAGAUCCAGUACACCUACCAGAAGGCCAUCAGCUCGUUGAAUAAGUAUCCAUUACCGCUUCAAAACGCCAAAGAGGCGAAGAUCCUCCAGAACUUUGGAGACGGCAUCUGUAAAAUACUGGAUGAAAAACUGCAGCGAUACUAUAGAGAGAACGGUCCAGACGCUCCUAUUCACGCUCUCCCUGAAGGAGCGCCCCCUCCUGGCAGGCAGGACAACAACAGCCUGGCUCCCUCCAGAAAGAAAAAUGCAGCAGGGGAACAAGAGAAAAACACUGGAGGAGGAGGAGGAGGGAGGAAGAAGAAGAGGGAGUACGUGCCCCAGAAGAGGUCUGGGGGUUACGCUGUACUGCUCACCCUUUACAGACAGUCUCAGAUCCCAGGUAGUAAAGGUUACAUGUUUAAGAUGGAGCUACAAGCAGAAGCUCAGCAUCUCUGCGACAAGUCUUUCUCUGUCCCAGAUCUCGGCAGUAAGUACACUGCCUGGUCGUCAGUGAGCACGCUGAUCCAGAAGAACCUGCUGAUGAAGACCCACAACCCUGCAAGGUAUUCUCUGACAGAUGAGGGUCUGGCUUUGGCGGAGCGACUGGACUCAGCAGACCAAGGGGCUAAAGAGGGUCCAGAGGAGGUCAGGAGCGAAGGAGAGGAGGGUGAGGAAGGCGGUCCUGGGGUGGUGGACCUGACUGGUAGUGAUGAUGAUGAUGAAGAAGAGAAAACACACCCUGCAGAGAGGAUGCCGAGCAGCGAGCCAGCGAGCAGACCGCCGAAUGCAGGAAGUCUCCAGCCUGGAAGCUACGAGAUUAUACUGUGUGUUGACUUUAUCGAGACGACUGGCGGCAGCCUCCACCGGAAGCAGGAGCUGGUCAAAGAGCUCCAGAGAAACGGGGUCAACUUCGACGUCAGGAAGCUGAACGUGGGAGACUUCCUGUGGGUCGCUCGGGAAAAAGUGGCACCUGUUCCAGGUCAGCUGCGUGCUCCUGCAGGCAGGGAGCUCGUCCUCGAUUACAUCAUUGAGAGGAAGAGGAUGGACGACCUGUGCGGCAGCAUCAUCGACGGGCGCUUCAGGGAACAGAAGUUUCGGCUGAAGAGGUGCGGUCUACGUAGGUCCGUCUAUCUGGUGGAGGAGUGUGGGACGGCUGCCUCCCACCUGAGUUUACCUGAAGCGACGCUGCAGCAGGCCAUAAUCAACACGCAGGUAGUUGAUGGCUUCUUUGUGAAGAGAGUCCAGGAUGUGAGGGAGUCGGCCGCCUACCUCACCGUCAUGACUCGAUACCUGAACAAACUGUACCAGAACUGUACGCUGAUCUGUCGCUCCAGAGAGCUGGAGGGUGAUGGAGAGGGCAGUGACGAGGACAGAGGGACCCCCUCGUGCUCUCUCAUUUCCUUUGCUGAGUUCAACCACGGUGCAGUCAAAAACAAGUGUCAGACGGUCAGAGAAGCUUUUGCCCGGCAGUUGAUGCAGAUUAGCGGUUUGUCUGGAGACAAAGCAGCUGCUGUACUGGAACACUACGACACUCCACACAGUCUUCUGACAGCCUAUGAACGGUGUGCAAGUGAAGCAGAGAAAGAGAAACUUCUGUCCUCCAUCCGAUAUGGGAAGCUCAAAAGAAACCUUGGUCCAGCUCUGAGCCGAACAGUUUAUCAGCUGUACUGUACUCAAGGAGCUUUGUCUUAGCUGCACCCGGUCACCGACGAACUGAACGCUGCUUCACUCGCUCAUAGAUGGACGCAAACUCGAGCUCGUAUGUGAAUAAAUCAGUUUUCCUGUUUUCCUGGAAUAGCAUUAAUGAAUUUAAACGUUUAUGUAAUGAUGCUGAUAUUUUGA